Entelurus aequoreus (snake pipefish) is the source of this 1484-nucleotide messenger RNA. RefSeq names its product multiple epidermal growth factor-like domains protein 6. The coding region runs from base 29 to 1216 and encodes 395 amino acids. Lineage: Eukaryota; Metazoa; Chordata; Actinopteri; Syngnathiformes; Syngnathidae. The record is from RefSeq and is a predicted model, not a curated record. The transcript has 10 exons. Gene Ontology annotation, molecular function: scavenger receptor activity.
UCUGCCAGGUUCCUUUGGGCUGGGUUGCAUGGGACGCUGUAGUUGUGCUGUGGGUACUUCCUGUCAUCACGUGACCGGGGAGUGCGGCUGUCCUGCGGGACUCACUGGCAGCGGCUGCGAACAAAUUUGCCUCCCUGGAACCUUUGGGCCAAACUGCAAUCAAGUGUGUCAGUGCUCUGAGACCAACCAGCUCUGCCACCCAGUGUCCGGAUUGUGCUACUGCGCCCCAGGUUUCCAUGGACCCAAAUGUGACCAAACAUGUGGAGCGGGUCGUUACGGUCCAGACUGCGCCAGGGCGUGUGGUUGUGACAACGGGGGCGUGUGCGUGGCGUCCACCGGCGCCUGCCAAUGUCCCCCGGGCUUCAUCGGCGCUCGCUGCAACAUCACAUGUCCCGACGGCCGCUACGGAGCGGACUGCUCUCAGGUGGCCCAAUGUGGGGACGGAGCAGCCCGGAACGACCCGGUGACCGGUCGCUGCCUGUGCCAGCCUGGACGCAGAGGAGAACACUGCACACACAGUUGUCCUCCAGGCUGGUACGGCUUAAAGUGCGUGCAGCGUUGUAACUGCAGCAACGGUGCCGUGUGCCACCCGGUGACGGGCAACUGCACCUGCGGCCUGGGAUGGACCGGUCCUCACUGCGACACGGAAUGCCCGCAGGGUCAAUUUGGCGCCGACUGUCAGCUGACGUGCAGGUGUGAAAAUAAUGGAACGUGUGACCGAGUGAGCGGGGCGUGUCAGUGCGCUCCAGGACACUACGGACACGUGUGUGAGCACGCGUGUCCCCACGGUCUCUACGGAUCCUUGUGUCAGCGGCAGUGCAGCUGUGAGGACGGCGCUUCCUGCCAUCCGGCGUCCGGUCGGUGCGCGUGUCCUGCUGGACGUCAUGGCGCUCGAUGCCAAAGAGUGUGUGAGCGAGGCACGUUCGGUCACGGCUGCGUGAAAGUGUGCGACUGUGACAACGACGCGCCGUGUGACCCUGUGACUGGAACGUGUCUUUGUGCUGCGGGACAGACCGGCCGGAGAUGUGACAUUGACUGCAGACCGGAUCGUUUCGGGCCCAACUGCACGCAGAGUUGUGAGUGCGAGAACGAUGCACGCUGCGACCGGCGUAACGGACGCUGCAGCUGCAUGCGCAACUGGAUCGGACUUAGCUGUCAAGAAGGUCUCUCCCUCGAGGCCAGUCUAGGAAACUCCAAGCAGGACAACGCCUUAUAGCGCCAACAAAGCUGCAUGCACGAAUUGCACGUGGAAAAAGACUCCGAAGAUUUCACUUUGGGACACAAACUAAAGAAGGAGUCUUUCUUUUUUAAGGACAAAGUGGAACAACCAGCAGGAGACGGUAUUUAAUAAUUGAUGAAGUGAUGCGGACAACUUUUUGCCUUUCAAACACCUAAAGUGUCAAUUCAACAAGAAAAACACAAAGUAUGAGAAUACAUGUGCAAUAGCAUUUUACAAGAAAGUCCAUUAAAUAAAACACAAAUUG